AUGGCCCCACGACGGACCCGAAGCAGCGGCCGCCUCCGGGAGUUGACCACACAUCGGGUCUGCAGAGCCUCCGAUCAUUCUUUUCUAGCAUCCUGUCCGUCUGCUGUAAGACUCAACAUCAUGCCCCGAAAGCCCACGCCAGCAGCCAAGCAGCGCGUGAGGACUGGCUGUUUGACGUGUCGAAAACGACGGCGAAAAUGUGAUGAGCAAAAGCCAAGCUGUGCGAACUGUGAAGUGAAAGGAUUCACUUGUAAAUAUGGCUCUGAUCUAGCGUUCGUGCCACCGCGCUCGGGGGCAGUUCUCGGUGCACGGCACGGUUAUAGCAACAUCACUUUUGUGGACGACUCACCAGUGGCAGCUACCAAAGACAAAAAAGACCAGAAGCCAGAUGAGUCGCAAAGCAAUACAGACUUCUCCUUGGACGGCUUGCAGUCUUCAGCCGAGAGUCAUGAUGAUCCUUCAGAGCCAUCUCGGCCGUUCGGGUUUCAAAGUAUACAUUCGUCCGGGUUGCCCAGUGUUGAUUUCUCUGAUUCCCCAAUUCCAUUUAUCAGUGGUCGAGGGGCACCGAACACUUCCUAUAUGAGCACUGUCUCCUACUUUGGAAAUUCUAUAUCAACUUCCAGUGACCAAGCACCCGAUCGGCGGGUGCAGCUUGCAAGCAGCAAUCAGGAAACAGAUUUACUUCGUCAUUUCAGAUACCACCUUGGGCCGUGGAUUGACAUUGGAGACCCUGAGCUACCGUUUGGGUUGCAGGUUCUUCUCCUCUCUCGGACAAACAGAGCUCUCCAAGCUGCGGUUCUUGCCGUCUCUGCUGGGCAGAGAAAGCUGAUGGCAUUUCCGUGCACAGUGGAUUCUGAAUCCAGUCGGGUAUUUAGACGCGAAGCAGAAGGCACUCUUGCGCUUGAAUGUGAUUUAGCCCGGCAUGCGGGUCAAGCCCUGAUCAUGCUCCAGGAUGCUCUUCCUUCGGGCCCUCAACAAUGGAGGGCUUUGCUUGCUCCCACAAUCAAACAGGCUUGUGAUUUUGCAUCACGGGAAGGGCAAGCAGAGGAUGUGGGGGAAGCAUUACUGUGGCUCUAUUUCCGACUCGAUCUUGCCGGAUGUAUUCUCCUUUCAAAAGCACCACUCACGCCCUUCCGAUCAUUACUGCAGCGCGAUGGCACGUUUGUUCUUCACCCACAACCUCAAAAUCAGCCUCAAACCGUUCAUCGCGCCUACAAACACAUACUGUGUCUACUCGGUCACUGUCUAGCCCUUAUAUACGGGGAUCCGGAACUACCGUCGCCGCAAACAAUCUCCUCCCCUGAACUGGCAGCAUUUCCAUCCUUACGGCAGUCACAUUUCCUCUCCCAGUGGACGUUCCUCUGGUCAGACUGUCAGAAGUGGUAUGAUGAUCGACCUGUGAAUGUCCAGCAAAUUGUGGAUAUCCGCGGUGGCGAGGCCGAUCACAUUGACCCGGAUCAUGACUCUUCAUUCCCCAUCCUUAUCUAUACAACACCAAUGGCGCUGGUCGCCAACGCGGUCUACCACACUAUCUCUCUUCUGAUGUUGACCCACAAGCCGCGGCUUUUGAAAUCACUGCCUGGGCCCCGGUCUGUCACUUCUCACAUUUGGCAUGCGCAAUCCAUAGCCGGUAUUGCGGCAAGCAAUGACUCUCCCGAGCAAUGGGACCCGGUACUGGUUGCGGGUCUUCUUCUCAUUGCUAAGGAAAUGACGCAUGAGUCACAGCAGACGGUAAUACUGCAACGUCUAGCAAAAAUCACAGCCACCACUGGAAUCAAACUUGAUCAGGAAACGGAAGCGCUACAAGCGACGUGGAAUCUGGCGCGUUACGAGGAGGAAUUUGAAGAUGAACCUGAUACUCUAAUUUCAUGA
Molecule: messenger RNA, 1872 nt
Organism: Penicillium olsonii
Lineage: Eukaryota; Fungi; Ascomycota; Eurotiomycetes; Eurotiales; Aspergillaceae
Source: the annotation of a GenBank genome assembly